AUGGCAUCCUCCAGCAGUCUCUUGUCCGAAGAGCAGUUCCUGUGCUUUAUCUGUCUGGAUGUGUUCACUGAGCCAGUCUCCACUCCAUGUGGACACAACUUCUGCAAGAUCUGUAUCAGAAAGUACUGGGAUACCACUGUCCUGUGCCAGUGUCCAAUGUGCAAAAAUGUGUUUGAUAGAAGACCAGCUCUCUUUGUUAAUACUUUCAUUUCUGAGAUGGCUGCUCAGUUCAGGAAGUCAGUUCAAGUGAAAGCUACCAGCAGCCCAGAACAAUGUCCUACUAAGCCUGGAGAAGUGGCCUGUGACGUCUGCACUGGGACGAAGCUCAAGGCCCUGAAGUCCUGCCUGGAGUGUCUGACCUCUUACUGUGAAACUCAUCUGCAGCCUCAUCAGAUAGCCCCAGCCCUGAAGAGACACAAGCUGAUUGCCCCUGUGGAGAACCUAGAAGACAGGAUGUGUAAGGAGCACAACAAACUCCUGGAGCUGUUCUGCAGGACUGACCAGACGUGUGUUUGUGUCUUGUGUAUAAAAACAGACCACAAGACUCACUACACCGUCCCUCUAGAGGAAGAGUAUGGACAGAGGAAGGCUCAGCUGGGGAAGACAGAGGCAGAAGUGCAGCAGAUGAUCCGGGAGCGACUUCAGAAGGUUCAGGAGAUCAAACACUCAAUAGAGCUUAGCAAGAGAAACACAGAAAGAGAAAUUGCAAAUGGUGUGCAGGUCUUUAAUGCUAUGGUGCACUCCAUAGAAAAAAGCCAGGCUGAGUUCAUUGAGGUGGUUGAAGAGAAGCAGAAAGCAGCAGAGAGGAAGGCUGAAGGAAUCAUUAUAGAGCUGGAGCAGGAAAUCACUGAGCUACAGAUGAGAAGCACUGAGAUGGAGCAGCUCUCACACACUGAGGACCACCUCCACCUCCUCCAGAGCUCCCCAUCCCUCUGCAGCCUUCCUCCCACCAAGGACUGGUCUGAGAUCAGUUUUCACACCAGUCUGGGUGUGGGGAACAUGAGGAGAGCUGUGUCUCAGCUGGAGGAGACACUCUGGAGUGAAGUGAAGAAGUUGACGUGUGAUACUGAAAUGAAGAGGAUUCAGCAGUAUGCAGUGGAUGUGACUCUGGACCCUGAUACAGCACAUCCCGGUCUCAUCCUUUCUGAGGAUAGGAAACAAGUGAGACAUGUAGACAGAAGACAGAAUCUCCCUGACAACCCAAAGACAUUUUCCUCAUGUACCGGUAUCCUUGGAAAGAAGGGCUUCUCCUCAGGGAGAUUCUACUAUGAGGUGCAGGUCAAGGGGAAGACUGAUUGGGAUUUAGGAGUGACCAGAGAGUCCAGCAACCGGAAGGGUGCCAUUACACUGAGCCCUCAGAAUGGAUACUGGAGUGUGUGGCUCAGGAAUGGGAAUCAGUACCAGGCCAAUAGCAAACCAUGCGACCCCAAACUGUUCAAACUUUGUAUAGUCAAAGAUGUAUAG
Molecule: messenger RNA, 1464 nt
Organism: Coregonus clupeaformis (lake whitefish)
Lineage: Eukaryota; Metazoa; Chordata; Actinopteri; Salmoniformes; Salmonidae
Product: E3 ubiquitin-protein ligase TRIM7-like
Exons: 2
Coding region: 1-1464 (487 amino acids)
Molecular function (GO): zinc ion binding; protein binding
Source: RefSeq, a predicted model, not a curated record